This is a messenger RNA of Monomorium pharaonis (pharaoh ant), 2648 nucleotides long. It is a transcript of the gene Zasp66, whose product is annotated as PDZ and LIM domain protein 3. Gene Ontology annotation, cellular component: stress fiber; filamentous actin; adherens junction. Gene Ontology annotation, biological process: actin cytoskeleton organization; muscle structure development. The transcript is spliced from 7 exons. Gene Ontology annotation, molecular function: actin binding; muscle alpha-actinin binding. The coding region runs from base 355 to 1317 and encodes 320 amino acids. Lineage: Eukaryota; Metazoa; Arthropoda; Insecta; Hymenoptera; Formicidae. The record is from RefSeq and is a predicted model, not a curated record.
CGGCAAGCUGCUAAAGCUGCAGCUGCUAUCUCAGUAGUAAAGCAGAGAGCGACCACGUUCCGGGAGACCCAUCGCUCGCGCCCGUUCGCGCGAGGUCUUCCUAUCCUUUGAGAGAACUGAUCCUUUUUUCCUCUCGAAACUCAUUCUUUUUCUAUCGCUUUUUAUUUCUCUCUCUCUCUUUCUCUCUCUCUCUCUCUCUCUCUCUCUCUCUCUCUCUCUCUCUCUUCCGUCGUUUUGCCCACAUAGUGCGCAAAAAAUUUCGCGAUUGACUUAGGUGCUUGUGUCGUCGGUUCGUUGUUGUAUUGUUAUUGGUGGUGGUGGCGGUGGUGAUUUUUUUUGAACCGAGUCUAGAGUAUGACGAGGAGGCAUACGUUGAUCGUGAAACUCAAGAGGUCCGGCACCGAUAAACCAUGGGGCAUAAGGAUCGCUGGAGGCGCUGAUUUGAGCAUGCCGAUCGUCGUCACCCGCUCGGAGAACGAGGCGCUCCAGAGGGGUGACAUGAUCAAGAAGAUAGACGAUUACGACGCACGCGAUUUGAGGCAUGUAGACGCACAGAAUCUCCUCCAAAACUCCGAAACCAUAAAGCUAGUCGUCGAAAGGUCUGCGCCGUCGAGAGCAUCAUCACGUACAAGUAUCGACACUACCAUCACCGCGUCACCAUCACCACCUAUGAUUUUCAGGCCGAUCGUCGGCAACGGGGCUGCGGCCACUAGUCUGUACAAACAGCCGAAGGAGCGAAUUCCGCAAGAAUUACCGAAGAGUCCAGUGCCGCCGCCUUCAGUCGAGGAAUACAGGUCGACGCCAACACCGGAAUCGUUCAUCCUUCGUAGCGCGAUCACUUUGCCGCACGAACAUCUCGACGAAAUCCGCGAGGAAAGGGUUCAUUUGUCGCAGCCCUACCGUACGACUCCUUUGGUCUUGCCAGGUGCCAAGGUCAAGAAGGAUGCCCCACUCGGUGAAUGCUACCUGCGACAUCAUCCGAAUCCGAUGAUCAGGGCGGCACCCCAUCAUUACGAGCCGGCUCACCCUGAAGUCGCGAUGAAACAAAAGGUGGCGGAAACGGUACUUCAGCGUGUCGUGGGACCGAAUGAAGUUCCAAAGAUUGUCCACAAGCAAUUUAACUCGCCGAUCGGACUUUACUCGGAUCAGAACAUCGCAGACACUAUCAAGUGCCAGGCGUCCGCCGUACCCAUUUUCAUAGACUUUUCCUUCCUGAAACAGAAACAGGAAAUACAGGAGCAAGCGAGAAUCUUGAAAGAGCAGGCGAAGGCCGCCUCCUCGAAGAACGUGUGGCCGCAAUUCAAUAGACCAAAUUAAAAAUUGUCGAGAGACGUUCGAGACGUUUUCCGAUGCUUCUCGUACAUCGGAUCUAUGACGGCAGAGUUUCCCAUUUUUCACGUUAGGCACGUUCUCUGUUAAAUAACAAAUUAUAUUUGUCUAUCGGGAUCUAAUAGAUAACUUGUUAAUUAUAUUAUUAUACAGAUUAAUAAGAAGAGUUUUUAAAUAAUGAAUUUAAAAAUUGAGAUUAACGAAAUUACCGAGAAAUAAUUAUCACAAGCCAACAGAAAUAUUGUUUGGGUAUUCAUUUAAUUUACAAUUUGAUAAUUUGCCACAUACCAUUAAAUUAUUAAUAUUAAAAUCUCGCAAUUAAAUUAUUUGUUUUAAAUGUCAAAAAUGUUUCUAAUUGCUAUCAAUAUUUUAAUUAAACAUGGAUAAUUUAAGUGACCAGUUUAAUUGGUGAGCUUGACACAGCGAACGUGACCACUGUAUACGAGAAUCCUUCGAAAUGAUUGUGCUAUUAUUAUUUCGGGUUAGUUUGCCGUUCAAUUAUUACAUAGUAGAGAUUGUAGACACAAAUUGUUUGACGAAAUUCAUAAAUUUCGUAGUGCUUCCGCGAGUCCGUGCAAAAGAGCUUUUCCUUUAGCAGUAAAUUCUUGCAUGUAACAAAGUAGUGAAUUAAUAAUGAAUACAGUAGUUGGGAAUAUGUGAGAAUAUCUACUAACUUCGUCGUUUCUUUAACGAGUGUUCGUAUGCUUGUAUCAUAGAUACCGUGCACGAAUAAUUCGAGACAACUUUCGAAAAUUGCGCUGUGAGAAGUCUAUUUUUUGCCACAUGUUUUUGAACGCCGAGUGCUGCAAAGGACUCGAUGAUAAAAAUAAAAAUAAUCUAAAACUUACAUUUAUUUUUUUAAAGAAUAUUAAUGAUAAAUUUAUAAGAAAUAUUGUAUAUUUUCUAAAUUUGUAUAUUUUAUUUUUUCUGCUCUUUUUCUUUUUUAUCUCGAUUAAUAUGUAAUCUAAUUUAUUCAUCCUCUUUCUUUAUAAUAAACAUUGUUGUUAUAGAUCUAAAAUUUUGACGGUGAGAAAAAAAAUGAUAACAGAGAGAUCGUUUUUAAAUCUAUUCUUUUUCGAAUAUUUUUUCUCCCUAAAGAUGAAAGUUUUUCGCAAUUUUCGAAGUGUCGGCGUUCUUCUUGAUCGGGCAUGCACGCAAGAUUUGCACGAUGAGGAAUGAUCGCUCUUUCUCGAUCGAACUCGGCUGGAGGAUGCGUCUGAAAGUCGCUCUCGAACAGAUUAAAGUAAACAUAAGUAAAUGUGCAAGUGCAAUUGGCAAAUUGUAACCCCGGCCGCUGCUAACCGAUCCGUUAAAAAACA